CGCCGUUUGGACACAUGCUGGGCACAGAGUCCGGCGCACUUCCUGGGGGCUUGGAUGAGUGGGUGUGUGUUUGCUCUACCUCAUUCAGUCAUUCAGUGCGACGUUUUAUUAAAGUUGUAAGAUGGCGACGGUGCAUCUGAGGAUCGGGGACCUAGUGUGGGGGAAGCUUGGUCGAUACCCACCAUGGCCAGGGAAGGUCGUAAGCCCUCCCAAGGACCUGAAGAAGCCCAGGGGCAAAAAAUGUCAUUUUGUGAAAUUCUUUGGAACUGAGGACCAUGCCUGGAUCAAAGUAGAACAGCUGAAGCCCUACCACCCCCACAAAGAGGAGAUGAUCAAGAUAAAUAAAGGGAAGCGCUUCCAGCAGGCGGUGGAUGCAGUGGAAGACUUCCUGAAGAAAGCCAAGGGGAAGGAACAGAACUCAGACAGCAAAGCAGAGUCGAAAGGAAAGAAGACACGCAACAAGCCCCUGAAAAUACUUGAGGAGGAUGAUGAGGACCUCAGCGCUCUGAAGGACCCCUCUGAGAAGGACUUAACUGACUCUGACCCCGAGCCGUCCACUCAUGAGAGGCUGGGGGCUGGACUCGGUUCAGGAUACAAAUGGGAGAGCAGUCCUGUGAGAGAUGAUCCACAUUUCCAUCACUUCCUCCUCAGCCAGUCUGAGAAGCCAGCCUCGUCCAUGGAGCCCAUCAGCAAGCGCCUGAAGAUCAUUGAAGAGGACACAGGGUCAACAUCUAUCCAAGCAGCAGACAGCACAGCCAUCAACGGCAGCAUCACACCUACAGAUAAGAGGAUAGGGUUCCUGGGGCUGGGGCUGAUGGGGAGCGGGAUCGUUUCCAACCUGCUGAAAAUGGGUCAUGUUGUCACAGUGUGGAACCGCACAGCAGAAAAGUGCGACCUGUUCACCCAGGAGGGGGCCCGGUUAGGCCGCACUCCUGCAGAGGUGGCCUCCACAUGUGACAUCACUUUCUCCUGUGUCUCUGACCCAAAGGCGGCCCGGGAUCUGGUGAUGGGCCCCAGUGGAGUGCUGCAGGGGAUCAGGCCGGGCAAGUGCUACAUAGAGAUGUCCACCGUGGACCCAGAGACCAUCACAGAAAUCUCACAGGUGAUCACAUCGCGGGGCGGCCGGUUCCUGGAGGCUCCGGUGGCAGGAAGCCAGCAGCUCUCCAACGAUGGGAUGCUGGUCAUCCUGGCGGCGGGGGACAGGACGGUGUACGAGGACUGCAGCAGCUGCUUCCAAGCCAUGGGCAAGACCUCCUUCUUCCUGGGGGAAGCCGGUAAUGCAGCGAGGAUGAUGCUGAUCCUCAACAUGGUGCAGGGCAGCUUCAUGGCCACCAUUGCAGAAGGGCUGACCCUGGCCCAUGCCACCGGCCAAUCACAGCAGACCUUCCUGGACAUCCUGAGCCAGGGCCAGAUGGCAAGCACCUUUGUGGACCAGAAAUGCCAAAAUAUUUUACAGGGCAACUUUAAGCCGGACUACUAUUUGAAACACAUUCAGAAGGACCUGAGGUUAGCCAUCUCCAUGGGUGACACGGCCAACCAUCCCACCCCCAUGGCCGCUGCAGCCAAUGAGGUCUACAAGAGGGCCAAGGCACUGGACCAGUCAGACAACGAUAUCUCUGCUGUGUACAGAGCCUACAUCCACUGAGCUGGUUGGGAUCCGGCCCACCGUCUUCAAUCCUUCUUCUUUCUCCCUUGUCGAGUAAUGCAUUUCUUAUUUCAUUUUAAAUUCUAGUUAUUUGACUUCAUUUUGCCACAGCAGCCGCCAUGUUAGCGCCCACAAUUGAGGGGAUUGUUAUUCCUUAGUUGGGGGGCCUUGAGCAUUGCACUGACUGUACUGGGGUAUAAUUGCUGUGAGAGCUUGUACUACUGCAGUUGCUUUGUCUAGUUUCUGACAGCUGAAAUAGAAGUCAUGGUUUCCUGGAUGGAUCGCCCUAAAGAAGAUUCUUUUUUCGUUCAUGCGAAAAUGAGUAUAUUUAAUUGAGUGUGAUAUUUGCUUUUUGCUUUUCUUUGAAAUGUCCUGAAUUCCAUGAGAGAAAACACCAAGAACAUGCCACUGCGUUGCCUUAAUAUUGUGUAACCCCUCAAGUCUUUCAACGUUAGUAUUUAUUUAUGUUUCUUUCUAGGUCUGCUUGGUGCAGAUUGGCCAUUGCUUGGUUCUAUAUUUGAAGAGAUGAUUUAUGCAUUUACGUUAGUGUUUAUGAUCUUGAACAGUUUAAGGACAGAGCAACCGAAGUGUUGGGGCCUUAAAAUGCAGUAAUUAUUGAUAAAUCUGAUCUUGAGAUUUCUAUAUUUGAAACCCUUUGUUCUAACGUUUGGGAAGAGUUCUCAUUUACACUUUUUUCUUUUUUUAAAUGAUUACUCUGAAACUAGAUAAAGUCUACUUUUUGAGUUGCUUUUUAACGAAAGGAGAUAAUAUGCCCCCAUUUCAAUCGUCUUUUGAUCUGCUCAUUGGAGCUUUAAAUGGUGGCUGGGUUUCAUAAGCCAACUUUAGACUAUCAUUGGACAGUAUUCAAUUAUAAACUAAACAUUUUGAAGUUGUCCGGUGGUCGGACAGCUUCCUUUCAACCUACUCACCUCCACAGAUGUUAUAUUGAUAAACCAUUACAGCAGUCAAAACCCAACACACACACACACAGACUUGAGCUCAUAGAUAUGGAAACGUAACAAUCAAUGGAUUCCUUUUUUAUUAUUUAUUUCUUACAUUGCCCGCAACAGGAUUCAGGUUAAUGAAGGGGGGGGGCAGAUGGUCACAUGACAAGGACGGUCUUGACUGUGUAGUGGAGGUCUUCACAAGUUCACACUCAAACAGUGUGUCCAUUACAUAGUUUGUUUUACACUGUAAAUGUUCCUGCUCCAUACAUAUAUUAAAUACUCCUUCAAAAACUCAUUUUCUGAUAACUCAAAUGUUCUUGUGGUUUUCUGCUUCAAACAUUCUAUAUCUAGUAGGGAUCUACUUGUGUCUAGUUUAUGUUGAGUAUAAUUAUGUUAGACGGGUCAAGUUUUGUUACUGUGGUUCUCAGUUAUCUGCGUCAAUAUAUAAUGCCCUUAUCCAUUUGGAUUUAUAAUCAUCUGUGCUGCGCAGUAAAGUGUCCUGUCCAAUGAAGUUCCAUUUAGCAUUUUGUCAACCAUUUUCGACCUGAAGACCUACAUCACACCCAAACUAAUGCAGAUGUUAAUGUCCUACAUCACACCCAAACUAAUGCAGAUGUUAAUGUCCUACAUCACACCCAAACUAAUGCAGAUGUUAAUGUCCUACAUCACACCCAAACUAAUGCAGAUGUUAAUGUCCUACAUCACACCCAAACUAAUGCAGAUGUUAAUGUCCUACAUCACACCCAAACUAAUGCAGAUGUUAAUGUCCUACAUCACACCCAAACUAAUGCAGAUGUUAAUGUCCUACAUCACACCCAAACUAAUGCAGAUGUUAAUGUCCUACAUCACACCCAAACUAAUGCAGAUGUUAAUGUCCUACAUCACACCCAAACUAAUGCAGAUGUUAAUGUCCUACAUCACACCCAAACUAAUGCAGAUGUUAAUGUCCUACAUCACACCCAAACUAAUGCAGAUGUUAAUGUCCUACAUAUGCAAAAGAAACAUGGAAUAUAUUCUCAUAAGGAGCUCAACCCCACUGUCUUGUCACCUUCUGGGAUGUGAGUUAAACAUGGCAGCAAGCCACUUUUACCCAUGAUGCAGUAUGAUAUGAAGACACAGGAAAGCGUGCCCCAUCAAAACCUGUAAGAGCUCAUUGUGUUUAGUUUCUUUAGAGCCCACAGUUUUCAUCAGUUAAACGUACAUAAAUGAGUUUUUCAUAAAACAAUGCAUGUGCUCCAGUUUUAUUUGUCAAAGAAAUGCUAAAGCUUUUAGAUUGAAAUGCCCUUUCUACACUGGAGUGUAAAGAUGAGUUUUUAGAAGACGGAUGUAAAUAGCACAUUAGGUUGAGUAGGCUUUCUUUUAUAUCUACAAUAACCGGGAAUACUACUUUUGCUUUUGACUGCAGUCUAAAAUAUUUGUGUCUUAAUACCGUAGAUCGUUCAGUUCAAGUGUAAAUUGGUUAUUGUGUGGUUUAUAUAAUCUGGUUUAUGGCAUUUAAAUAACAAUGACUUGGAUCCCGUUAAAGGAAGGAGGGUGUACCUUUGGUUUCGGGGGAUAUUUAUCAUUUUGUGUACAUGUGGAAGUAUCAAGACUUUUGUGCUGUUUAAUAAAUGAUCUCCUGAUUACUGA
This is a messenger RNA of Trematomus bernacchii (emerald rockcod), 4221 nucleotides long. It is a transcript of the gene glyr1, whose product is annotated as glyoxylate reductase 1 homolog (Arabidopsis). Gene Ontology annotation, molecular function: NADP binding; NAD binding; oxidoreductase activity, acting on the CH-OH group of donors, NAD or NADP as acceptor. The record is from RefSeq and is a predicted model, not a curated record. Bases 122 to 1645 code for a protein of 507 amino acids. NCBI's taxonomy places the organism in Eukaryota, Metazoa, Chordata, Actinopteri, Perciformes, Nototheniidae. The transcript is spliced from 16 exons.